Penaeus chinensis is the source of this 2097-nucleotide messenger RNA. RefSeq lists its product as uncharacterized. NCBI's taxonomy places the organism in Eukaryota, Metazoa, Arthropoda, Malacostraca, Decapoda, Penaeidae. Bases 1 to 2097 code for a protein of 698 amino acids. Gene Ontology annotation, molecular function: nucleic acid binding. The transcript has 7 exons. The record is from RefSeq and is a predicted model, not a curated record.
AUGGUUGGUGGAGAGGGACCAGGAAGAAUCAUGAGCAACGUCGGCUAUGAGCUGAAAGACAUGUCUGGAGAGCCUCUCCUUCAGGGCUCUCCCCUCUUUCCAGUCUUUGCAAACCUCUUCAUGGAAUUGUUCGAGUCCGAGCUUCUCCCUUCCAUCUUCCUUCGUCCGCACCAACGCUGCGAGAUAUGUAAUGUGUGGCGUCAACAAAACACGGUUUGGGGUAUGGUGUUUCCUGAAACAGAUCCCUUCUAUCUUAUUCGGGACAACAGCCCCAUACAAUCUUUGACAUCCGUGCUGUCAAGGAUUGGUUUCGUGAAUAUCCCGCUUGUGUCUCAUCCACCCAAAUCUCCGGAUUUCAACCCAAUUGAAAGCGAGUGGACAACCAUGUCAAAAUACAUGAAUCAAGACCACACUCGUAAUCGUGUCGCGGCUGUGGAUAAUGCCUUGCAAGCAGAGGAAAUUAGGUCUGGUCGAUAUACUCAAGCCACGACUUCUCCCACCCAGGAUUGUCUCGUGAAGAGGCAACCUGAUGGGCUGGGUCAUCCAACAGGAUCACGCAAACCUCGCAAAGCUUGGAUUUCGGAGGAGACACUUAAACUAGCUGAUAAGAAACGCAAGAUCAAGAACACCAUAACAACAUCAAAUAACAACCGUGAUGAAUACAGGAAAAUAUGCAAUGAAGUUAGAAAGGCAGCUAGACAAGACAAAGAAAAUGAAGAAGUCCUCAGCCGCUGGACCUCUUACUGUGAGACACUCUACAAAUCAAAUCUAGAUGAUCGAUCCAGGAUACAAGAGCUAGAUGAAAUCUCCCCUCCCCUCGACGACACAGAAGACCUCAUACUCAUUGAUGAAGUCCGGAAAGCCAUCAAACAACUUAAACAUCACAAAAGCCCAGGAACAGAUGACACGCAAGCUGGUUUCAGACACGACAGAAGUACGGUCCAACAGAUACUUAUCCUUAGGCUAAUAGCGGAAAAAGCAUUCAGGAAGAACAUCACGAUCUACAAUUGCUUUAUUGACUUCCAAAAAGCUUUUGACACCAUCGAUCACGACACCAUAUGGGCUGUGCUUAGAUCUUACGGAGUCGAGCCUAAACUAAUACGUGUACUCAAACACGUCUAUGACAGCUCAAAAGCAGCAGUUCGCAUAGGAAAUGAUAUUGGAGAUUGGUUCCAACAAGAAAAAGGCUUGAGACAGGGAGAUCCAAUAUCACCCACCAUCUUCAUCGUCUAUCUAGAAAGAAUAAUGGAAGAUAUCCAAAACAACACCAGUGGAUUCAACAUAUCAGGCCAAACCAUCAACAACCUGCGAUUUGCUGAUGAUAUAGACCUCAUUGAACUCGACACACGCAGCCUCGAACGAAGCACUUACAUCGUCAAUAGGGAAGGUAAAAGAACUGGUUUGCUGAUCAAUGCCGACAAAACUAAGACCAUGGCCUUUGGCACAAACAACAACAUCAACAUUAAGGUAGAAGACAAAGACAUCCAAUGUGUAGAGGAAUUUGAAUAUCUGGGAAGUCUUUUCACAAGUGACAACGACAUCAGUAGAGAGAUCAAGACACGGAUAGGAAAAGCUUGUGGUGCUAUGGGUGGGUUUAACAAGAUAUGGAAUAGCAAAGUGAUAAGUAUCACUACCAAGAUCCAGAUACUGCGAACUUGCGUAUUCAGUAUUCUUCUCUACGCCGCGGAGUCCUGGACUCUGAACAAACAAGAUCGCAACAAAUUACUUGCCUUUGAAAUGAACUGCUACCGAAGAAUCCUCAACAUCAAAUGGUUUGACAGAAUAACCAACAUCAGCAUCCGUGACAGACUAAAAUGUCAUGAAACGAUUGUUCAAAUCAUUAUCAAAAGGAAGAUGGGCCUGUUCGGACAUAUUUGCCGCAAGGACGACGACAGACUGGUUAAAAACACGGCUUUUGGUAUAGCAGAAGGCACCAAUAGAAGAGGUCGCCCUAGACGUGAGUGGCUCGACGACAUCAAAGACUGGAGCCAAAGUAGAAUUGCCAGCCUUUUCCAUACUGCGCAAAACAGAGCCAAUUGGAGAACUCUAGUCAAGCAAGCUGUAGACACCAACGGGCAUUGGUCCCAUGGAGAUUAA